Molecule: messenger RNA, 1623 nt
Organism: Cordyceps militaris CM01
Lineage: Eukaryota; Fungi; Ascomycota; Sordariomycetes; Hypocreales; Cordycipitaceae
Exons: 1
Coding region: 1-1623 (540 amino acids)
Source: RefSeq, a predicted model, not a curated record
AUGGCCUCCAAUCAAGAGAUUCGGCGUCGUUCCUCGGCUGCUGACCGCGCACCCUACGACAAUUCUCUCUCGCCCAUGACCAGCGCCAUGGCCAUGUCUACCACCUUUUCCCCAACCCCUGACUCUGUGCUGGCGCAGGUCAAGGAUGACGAAAUUUCACGACAGCAACACACAAACGGGCCAAUGAGCAAGGAAACAGCAGAAUCUAUGCCACCGCCACCACGGCCUUGUCGCGAAUUGCCUUCCGGUAGACGAUUUACACAUGCCCGCGCGCAAUCAAUGGCCUCGUCUGCACCCAGGCAGGCGAAUCGACUGUCACUAACACUGCCCAUCGCACCUCCAUCGAGGGGCGAUCCCGUCCGCCCGCCCUCAUCCGCGGGACCUCCCGUGACACUCUUGUCGAAGCCGCCUACACCAGCGCAGACACCCGUGCUCCCCGCUCUCGAGGACGCCAACGAUUUUAUAAUAGCAAUCGCCGCGCAGGAGAGAAAGGUGCUGGAGCUCCGUGAAGAACUCGCGCGUGCCGAGGGCCAUCUCACCUCUCUGAAAGCUCAAUGGACCUCGAAAGAGUCGAUGCAUAAGCGUUCUGCCGAGAUUCAGUCACAGGCUCUUGCCUCGCCCAAGCGCUGCCCUACCCCGGAUGCCAUGAUGUCGCCCACCAGGCAGAGUGUCGAUUUGGAUCGCAGGAAGCUCUGGCUGCAAUCCCAACAAUCCUCUCCCACUGCACCCUCUACACCGACGCAGAGCCGCAGAAAGGUCAUGCGAGGCGGCCACGCUCGAACGCUGUCGCUGCUAUCUCCCUCUAGGUCGGACGCACCCUUCAACCUUUACGAGGACAGGGCCAGCAUCGAUAGCACUGUGGCGCAGCCUCUGCAUGAAAGGACGGUGCCGCCACUAGGACACCCCCCCGCACUGUCAAAGCGGGCGACAUGGCAACCACAAGCGUCGGGCGUGUUUCCACUGGUCGAGGACUUUAAGCUCGGCCUGCGCGCCUUUGUGGAGGAUAUUCGACAAAUCACAGUUGGCGACGAACCCAUAACUGGACCAGCACCAGCCAGGCCUCGUCAAUUUACGCCCACGAGAGCGCUCAGCAAUUCGAGACGCGGUCGCGACGCCACGCCCACAGGACACGACGGCCAAUCGUCGGCAUCCACGAGAUGCAAGGCCAAGGCGUCGUUGGACGCUGUCAAGCAAGGACCUUCUCUCAGCACGGCGGACGAGGUUGUCACUCUGGCCGAAAAGACCAAAACGAGCGGCAAGGGCAAGCAGCUUUCAUGGACGCUGCUAGGUUUUGAGACGCUCGAGGAUAACGACUGGACAAAUUGGGACUCUCCGGCCUCUGUCAAGUCGAGCCGAUGGAGCGGCUCCACGGCUCAUAACGGUGGGCUGGACGAGAUUGAAGCAAUCCCGGAAAAGCCCGAGGAGUCGGCGACGACACCAACCAAGUCGAAACGUUCAUCGCAGGACAGUGUGCUGCGCAACACGAAGCUCGACGAGCUGCUUCCGAGCAUGGUCAAUCGGCUGUCGCCGAGCAAUCUGAAGCGCACGGCCAACAACCUCAUGGACGAGUGGGAAAAGUCGCUGACGGCACCCGAGACGCGCGACAAGGAAAACAGUGUAUAA